AUGGGAUAUAUACCCAGUUACAGAAUAAAUAUAUCCCAUCCAUUCGAACACACAGAUAUCGAUUAUGCAGGACCCAUAUACAUGUGGUGUUCUAAAGAUCGCGGUCAAAAAUCUUUCAAAGGUUACAUCGCAGUAUUUGUAAGCAUGUGCACGAAAGCAUUCAUAACUGCAUUAAAAAGAUUCUUUUCAAGGCGUGGGAAGAGUACACAUUUAUAUUCAGAUAAUGGCACUAAUUUUAUUGGCGCAUUAAAAAAAUUAGAUAAAGAGUUUGGAAAUGCGAUCAAAAAUAACACAUCGAUGGUACCAAUUCUUGCAGCAGAAAAAAUUGAAUGGCAUUUUAUUCCGCCGUCAAGUCCGCAUUUUGGCGGUGUAUGGGAAGCUACUGUAAAAUUCAUAAAAUAUAAUUUGAAGCGCGUAAUAGGUGAAACAAAACUAACAUUUGAAGAGAUGACUACACUUCUAAAUCAAAUUGAAGCAGUACUCAAUUCAGGACCACUCUGCUAUAUAAGUAGCGAUAUUGACAGUAUUGAUGUUCUAACACCUGGACAUUUCUUAAUAGGCCGUCCAAUAUUAGACGAACCAAGUCAAAUAGUGAAGUGA
This is a messenger RNA of Teleopsis dalmanni, 600 nucleotides long. RefSeq lists its product as uncharacterized. Lineage: Eukaryota; Metazoa; Arthropoda; Insecta; Diptera; Diopsidae. The record is from RefSeq and is a predicted model, not a curated record. Gene Ontology annotation, biological process: DNA integration. The transcript has a single exon. Gene Ontology annotation, molecular function: nucleic acid binding. The coding region runs from base 1 to 600 and encodes 199 amino acids.